Cannabis sativa is the source of this 1105-nucleotide messenger RNA. RefSeq names its product cannabidiolic acid synthase-like. The record is from RefSeq and is a predicted model, not a curated record. The transcript has a single exon. Gene Ontology annotation, molecular function: oxidoreductase activity; flavin adenine dinucleotide binding. The coding region runs from base 368 to 964 and encodes 198 amino acids. NCBI's taxonomy places the organism in Eukaryota, Viridiplantae, Streptophyta, Magnoliopsida, Rosales, Cannabaceae.
UUUUAGGGUUAAGUAAAAUUUCUAGGUUAUUAGGUUUUUAGAUUUUUGGGUUAAAUUGACUUUAUCUUUUCUAGAAAUUUGGAUUUAGUCUUGAAAUUGUAUGUCCUGAAAAUUUAGCCCUUCCAUUAAUAGGAACCUUGAACAUAACCUUACCAAACAUGUUCAUAGGUGGCAAUACAUAGCACACAAACUACCUAAAGAACUACUCUUAGCAGUUAGGUUUCAAACUGUGAAUUCUACUAAAAAAGGGAGUGAAAUGGAAAAGAGCCACACAUUCAUUUCGGUGUUCCUUGGAAGAGUUGAUGGUCUUUUUUACUUGAUGGAAAAAUGAUUCCUGAGUUAGGUCUGGUGAGAAGAUUGCACUCAAAUGAGCUGGAUUCAGUCUGCUCUCUUCGUUGCUGGACUACCAAGUGAGCAGUCUCCAGAGAUUUUGCUUGAUAGAACACCUCAAUCUAGAUUGUCUUUCAAAGCAAAAUCUAAUUAUGUGAAAGAGCCAAUUCCAGAAAAAGGUUUGGAAGGAAUAUGGGAAAGGUUAUACGAAGAAGAGGUUGGAAGUGGUAUUGUGAUAAUGAGUCCUUAUGGUGGGAAAAUGAGUGAGAUUCCAGAAUCUGAGCUUCCAUUUGGUCAUAGAGUUGGGAACAUGUAUAAAAUUGAGUAUUUGAUUUAUUGGGAAGAAGAAGGGAAUAGUGGAAUAGUAGUGGAAAAGCACAUAAGUUGGAUUAAAAGACUUUACAAUUACAUGACUCCGUUUGUGUCCAAAAAUCCUAGAUCAGCUUAUAUCAAUUAUAGAGACCUUGAUAUUGGAAGGAAUAGCAACAUGGGUACCGUAACUUAUGCUGAAGCCAGCAUUUGGGUGGUCAAAUAUUUCGGCCAAAACAACUUUAAUAGAUUGGUACAUGUCAAAACUAUGGUUGAUCCAGCAAAUUUCUUUAAAAAUGAGCAAAGUAUUCCUCCACUACCGUAAAAUACUGGCAUUCCUUUCAUAGUUAUCUGUUUCAAUAAACAAAGUCCAUAUAUCUCUCUAUAUAUGUAGAAAUGUAUGUGUCCUCUUUUUAGCAGCUUAAAAAAAUAAAAAAUAAAAGGAAAAUAUAUAAAAAUGGUUGUU